AUUAUUGUUAAUUUAAAAGGAUUGAUUAGACAUUUUCCCCUCAUUUUGCUUUCCCUAGGCAUGGCAAUUGUUUCCAACGGCCGGUGUCUGUGCAUCGAUGAUGGAGUGAACUUUAUUAAGCCAGCAAACAUUGAGAAGAUUGAAGUGCAUUCACCGAGUUUUUCAUGCCAGAAAAUGGAGAUCAUUGUCACAAUGAAGAAUGGAGAGGAAAGGAAGUGUUUGAAUCCAGAGUCCAAAUUCGCUAAAAAUUUCAUCAAAAACUCCCAAAGGCAAAAAAGGAGCUUGAAGAGAACUGGAGCAUAACGACCAAGCAUCUCCUACACUGAACCACUGAAUUUGUUCAAAUGCACUUCUUGAAAACAAAAAUAAAUGGGCAUUAAUGGACGUUAAACACUUUUAAAACAAAGAAAAAAUACAUUUUACGUCUUACUGGACGAGAAAGCUAAAACUGUUAACCUUUUUACACUAACUUGGAAAAUUCCGUUAUUUUUGCAUUUCUGUUUUUUACUUGUAUUUCUUUCAAAUGAUGGAUUCUUUGUGUUGAUAAAUUUAUUGUGCAGUUUCACAUUGUAAUAGUUCAUUCACAUGUUUGAAUAAAGUGUAUUUACUAUUUA
Messenger RNA from Paramormyrops kingsleyae, 614 nucleotides. The record is from RefSeq and is a predicted model, not a curated record. NCBI's taxonomy places the organism in Eukaryota, Metazoa, Chordata, Actinopteri, Osteoglossiformes, Mormyridae.